Messenger RNA from Oryzias latipes (Japanese medaka), 2504 nucleotides. It is a transcript of the gene rbms1b, whose product is annotated as RNA binding motif, single stranded interacting protein 1b. Lineage: Eukaryota; Metazoa; Chordata; Actinopteri; Beloniformes; Adrianichthyidae. Gene Ontology annotation, molecular function: RNA binding. Gene Ontology annotation, cellular component: ribonucleoprotein complex. The record is from RefSeq and is a predicted model, not a curated record.
CUGCGAUUCACUGAAGUCAGAGCGACGGGACCCGGAGACAAACCUAAGCUGGGACAAUUCACGGAGCCUUAUGCCGCCGGGAUCCUCGACCGUAGGGAACAUGUACACACCCACUGAGCACAGAAUCCGUCUUUUUCUCCAUUAAUGAACGAAAAAGGAUACCUCGGAAUCCGAUAACCGCUUUUAGUUUGUACUUCAGAGUUUGAUGCAUCCGAAGGGUUUUUUCUGAACUUAAUGUUCCAAAUGAGAAUGAUUUUUGCUAACACUGGAACCCCACCCAGAACUUCGUAUCGCAAACAGCUGCCUGCAGCUCCACUGUCCCAGCUCAUGGCUCCGCCCAGCCCCAGCACCAACAGCAGCAGCACCGGAGGCUGGGACCAGCUAAGUAAAACAAACCUCUACAUCCGAGGCUUGUCCCCUUCGACCACAGACCAUGACCUGGUCAAGCUUUGUAAGCCGUAUGGCAAAAUCAUUUCAACGAAAGCCAUUCUUGACAAGACUACAAACAAGUGUAAAGGAUAUGGCUUUGUGGACUUUGACAGUCCUGCCGCCGCUCAGAAGGCCGUGGCUGCCCUGAAGACAAGUGGUAUCCAAGCUCAGAUGGCAAAGCAACAAGAACAAGAUCCAACCAAUUUAUACAUCUCCAACCUACCUCUGUCCAUGGAUGAGCAAGAGCUGGAGAACAUGUUGAAACGAUUCGGCCAAGUUGUUUCCACACGCGUCCUGAGGGACUCCAGUGGAGUCAGCAGAGGAGUGGGCUUUGCCAGGAUGGAGUCGACAGAAAAAUGCGAGGCCGUCAUUUCUCACUUUAAUGGAAAGUUCAUCAAAACACCUGCAGGGGUUUCAGCGCCGUCUGAACCGCUGCUGUGCAAGUUUGCUGAUGGAGGACAGAAAAAAAGACAGAAUCCAAAUAAAUUUGGUCAAAAUGGUCGCGCCUGGGCUAGAGACAGCGACUGCAGACUAGCUGGAAUGACGCUCACAUACGACCCCAGCGCCGCUGCUAUGCAGAACGGAUUCUUUCCAGCACCCUACAGUAUUUCCAGCAGGAUGAUUGCUCAGGCGUCCAUGUCUCCCUACAUGUCUCCUCUUUCAGCGUAUCAGGUGCAGAGUUCCUCCUGGGUGCCUCAUCAAGCCUAUAUCAUGCAGCACCCAGGUGCAGUAAUAUCGCCAUCUAUAGAUCCGUCUGUGCAACUGCAGCAAACUUCCAUCAUGGCCCCCCUCUCUCAGCAGAUGAGCCACUUGUCACUGGCCGGACCAGGAUCGCAGUUUAUGGCUGCAACCACACCUGUGCAGGGAGCGUAUAUCCCACAGUACACACACAUGCAGACGGCAGCUGUUUCUCUAGAGGAAAGUAUCGGACAGUCACAAGUGGAUUCCUCUAGUAAUCAUUCCUCUUACUCCUACCAACAAACCAAAUAGGGCUGAGAUUACUUUGAACACUUGAACAAUUGCAAGAAAAGUUCUUAUCUACAAAUCCAGCGGACACAAAAGACCAUUUUCUAGGAUUGGAAAACAUUUGAGGAGGACUUUUUAUUUUUGCUCUCAUUUUCAAAUGAUCCAAAAUUCAUCAAAUGAAUCAUAUUCUAUUUAAAGAAGUUUUAUUUUCAUACUAGAAAAAUGUUUAUUUUUACUAGGGGUUGCCAAAAAAAAUUUAAAAAAAGCUAAAAAAAAAAAAUCAUGUUUCUAGUUGUAAAAAGUGCAUGCUGUUAAAAAAAAUCUUUUGUUAUUUUUUUUUUUCCAAAAUGUUGCAUUUGCUGUGUUAAUGCUUUUAUGGUGAAAUGUCUUAAUUUCUGGUAUGAGAUUACUUUUUAAAGAACAUCAGUAUGAUUGUGAGAUUUGCCUUAAUCGUUUCAGUCCAAAAAUUGUGCAGAGCAGAGAAGCAUAGAGCAGAAAAGGUUCGGAGAGAUCAGUAAUAGACAAAUUCAAACGUUUUUUUAGUUCAAACAGUCAAACAAUUGACUCCAUAUUACAAUUUUACAAGUUAAACACAUAUAUUUUUUAAUUCCCUGAAAUGUUUGGAUGUUGAGUGGUCCUGCAACAGACUGGCGACCUGUGCAGGGUGUACCCCGCCUUCCCCCAACAGAAGCUGGGAUAGGCUCCAGCAACCCUGUGACUCUGCAACACAGCUUUUCUUAAAAGAUUUUUAAAAAUUGGCACCAUAGAGUUGUUAAAAUACAUUUAGUGGGACUGGAAUGGAGGACAGGUUUUCGUUUGCUGGUUAAACUUGUUUUUUGAGUGAAAUUCUUUUUCAUUUUGAUGUUUUCCCCCUUUAUCGGAACAACAUCCUGAGCAAAGAACCACCGCAAACUGAAAAAAUGAAAAGCACGACAAACUCUGGACAACCUAAGGAGUUCAAAUUAGAUGUAUGUGUGUUGCACCUUAACCUUUUGUUCGGCACUUUUGAUUGUAAGAUAGUUUUGUGCUGAUUGUAAUAUGAUGUUGUGCUUUUGAGAACACAACAUUAUGUUUUGUGACUCUGCAAACUUAAAUUACUUCGAACCGCU